GGAGGCCGGCGCCAAUGGCUGGCGAAGAGGAGGGCGGAGCCGAUAGUUUCUCUAGGGCCUCGGAGCCGGAAGCGCGACCUGUGAGGUGACUGAGGAAAGGCGGCAGGAUGUCUUCAGGUGCGUUGUUUCCAAGCCUGGUGCCAGGCUCCCGUGGCUCAUCCAGCAAAUAUUUGGUGGAAUUUCGGGCAGGAAAGAUGUCUCUAAAAGGCAGUACUGUAACUCCAGAUAAACGAAAAGGCCUUGUUUACAUCCAGCAAACUGAUGAUUCCCUCAUUCAUUUUUGUUGGAAGGACAGGACUUCUGGCAAUGUUGAAGAUGACUUGAUUAUCUUUCCUGAUGACUGUGAAUUUAAGAGGGUACCUCAGUGCACUACUGGUCGUGUAUAUGUGCUGAAGUUCAAGGCAGGAUCAAAGCGACUUUUCUUCUGGAUGCAGGAACCGAAGACUGAUAAAGAUGAAGAGCACUGCCGUAAAGUGAAUGAGUAUCUCAACAAUCCUCCAAUACCUGGUGCUUUGGGUGGGAGUGGAAGUGGAGGCCAUGAGCUCUCAGCAUUAGGAGGUGAAGGUGGCUUGCAAAGCCUUCUUGGAAAUAUGAGCCAUAACCAGCUCAUGCAGCUGAUUGGACCAACAGGCUUAGGAGGACUCGGUGGGCUUGGUGCACUGACAGGGCCUGGCCUGGCUAGCUUAUUGGGAAGUGGGGGACCCCCAACCAGCAGUUCAUCAUCAAGUUCUCGCAGCCAAUCAGCUGCUGUAACCCCAUCUUCCACUACUUCCUCUACACGUGUCACGCCAGCCCCAUCUGCUCCUGCGGCUGCAUCUGCAUCUGCAUCUGCAACUAGUCCCAGCCCUGCACCAAGUUCGGGCAAUGGAACCAGCACAGCAACAAGCCCAACUCAGCCCAUUCAGUUGAGUGACCUUCAGAACAUUUUAGCUACUAUGAAUGUGCCAGCUGGAGCAGGAGGACAGCAAGUUGAUUUGGCCAGUGUGCUGACUCCUGAGAUCAUGGCUCCCAUUCUGGCAAAUGCUGAAGUUCAAGAGCGGUUACUGCCUUAUCUUCCAUCUGGGGAAUCACUGCCGCAGACAGCAGAAGAGAUUCAGAACACUCUGACAUCUCCCCAGUUUCAGCAGGCAUUGAGCAUGUUCAGUGCUGCUUUAGCUUCAGGACAACUUGGCCCACUAAUGAGUCAGUUUGGCUUACCAGCUGAGGCAGUAGAUGCAGCAAAUAAAGGUGAUGUAGAAGCAUUUGCUAAAGCAAUGCAGAACAAUGUCAAGUCAGACCAAAAGGAGGGAGAAUCAAAGGAAAAGAAAGAUGAAGAGGAAGAUAUGAGUUUAGAUUAAAUUAUCUGCUCUCCCUUAUGAAUAGUCCUAGACAUUAACUUAAGCGGCUUCAGUAGGAUUACUAGCUAACUUCAUAUUAUCCUUUAUCCUAAAUCUACAAGUAAAGGAUUUUUAUCUGCCAAAUCA
This is a messenger RNA of Gopherus flavomarginatus (Mexican gopher tortoise), 1463 nucleotides long. RefSeq names its product ADRM1 26S proteasome ubiquitin receptor (gene ADRM1). Gene Ontology annotation, molecular function: endopeptidase activator activity; ubiquitin binding; proteasome binding. Lineage: Eukaryota; Metazoa; Chordata; Testudines; Testudinidae. The transcript is spliced from 10 exons. Gene Ontology annotation, biological process: ubiquitin-dependent protein catabolic process. Bases 108 to 1337 code for a protein of 409 amino acids. Gene Ontology annotation, cellular component: nucleus; proteasome regulatory particle, lid subcomplex; cytoplasm. The record is from RefSeq and is a predicted model, not a curated record.